Benincasa hispida (wax gourd) is the source of this 216-nucleotide messenger RNA. RefSeq lists its product as uncharacterized. Lineage: Eukaryota; Viridiplantae; Streptophyta; Magnoliopsida; Cucurbitales; Cucurbitaceae. The record is from RefSeq and is a predicted model, not a curated record.
AUGACAGAUAACUCUCAAAAGAUGAACUACCACAUUGGAGAAGCUAAAGGCCAAGCUCAGAUUCACUAUAUCGAGAAAGCAAACAAUAUGAUGGACAAGGCAAGUCAUGCAGCUCAAUCAGCUAAAGAAUCAAUGCAAGAGGCAGGACAACAAAUAAAGGCCAAAGCACAAAGUGUAGCUGAUACUGUCAAGGAUGCUACUGGAAUCAACAAGUGA